Daldinia decipiens is the source of this 642-nucleotide messenger RNA. RefSeq names its product DASH complex subunit Dad1-domain-containing protein. The transcript has 2 exons. The record is from RefSeq and is a predicted model, not a curated record. Gene Ontology annotation, cellular component: DASH complex; spindle microtubule; mitotic spindle. The coding region runs from base 201 to 530 and encodes 109 amino acids. Lineage: Eukaryota; Fungi; Ascomycota; Sordariomycetes; Xylariales; Hypoxylaceae.
AUCUACGCGCCGCAGCGCGUCUACUGCUGUUUCUAGGGAAAUAAUUAAUUUCAUUACUAGGUACAUACCUACCUACCUACCUAACCUGGGUAUCUACCUAAACAACUAUAACAACCAAGACUUCGCAUGUCUUGUCUAGGUAAAACAGAAGAAGGAAGCAAAUAAAUUAGUAAAGCCUCAAUUACUACCACUGUUUGACAAUGGCAUCCAACCAGCAGUCACUUCAACGCUCGACAACGCCGGCUGGAACCCCCCAGAAGACCUACUUUGAGCAGCAGCGGGAGGCGCUGAUCGGUGAGAUAGCUAUGAGCUUCGAGCACGUCCUCGCCAACAUCAAUAAGCUAAACCGGUCUCUCGAGGCCGUGGUUGCCGUCGGAAACGAGUUCUCCUCCGUCGAGGCGCUGUGGUCGCAGUUCGAAGGUGUCAUGGCGAAGGAUCCCGAGGAGGCUGCACCUGAGGGCGAGGGACAGGGGCAACAGGAUCGGAACGAUGGCGAGAACGGUGAAUCGGCGGCGGGUAGAAAAAGCUGAAGAGGAAAAUAGUAGAGUUGGCAAAUCACGAAGAUGAGGGGAUGAUGACUACGGUAUAGGAUUAAGGAGAGGGGUGAUAAUUUAUCAUGACGAUACCCGCCAUGGCUAUACC